AUGCAAGGCUCUGGCAGCGCCUGCAAGGAUGUCACGAUGCAUCCGGAUGUCCCGGCAAUGGACGAAGAGCUAAUGGAGCUUUGGGUUAAGAUUCGAGAUCGGGUGAGGGAGCUGGCGGAGCGAGAGGGCAAAUCGGUCAAUGAAAACCUGGAAAUGGUCGACGUCCUCGAGAAUCUCGAUAACAAGGAGCCAAGCAAGACGGACACAGUCAAGAAGUGUUUCGGCAAUACGUUGACCGUCAUCAAGAAGGUUGGCGGGAUCGUCGCGGAUGCCGCGUCACAGGUCUUUGCGCCCGCGGCGCAAUGCUAUAAUGCCAUCAGCUUUCUCAUCGACGCGUAUGAGGGCUACCAGGGUGCGUUCGACGGGUUGGGAGAGCUUCUCGAGGAAUGUACGGAUUAUCUCAACCGCCUACCGUACUACGUCAAAGGAAAGAUGGAUGCAAAAUUGACCAAGGUGGCGGCCCAGCAACUGGACUUGUUUGUGAGAGUCUGCGAAGCGGCGUUAAGUUUGCGCUACAAUGCGGGUUCAAAGGUCAAAAUGGCGCUCAAAGUCAUGUUUCUGGCGGACGACGGCGUCCAACCCCUCCUAGGGGAAAUGGCCAAGCUCGUCAACCGAGAGCGCAAUCUGGUCUCCGCCCAGACCUUUCUUUUCUCCCGCCAGGCGGCCGAUGCGGCCCGGGAGGGGUUGGAUGCGACCAAGAGGGUGGAAGGCUACGUCUCCCAGAUGCACGAUAAGGACAAAGAGGUCAACAGAAACAAGGCCAUCACGGGGGCGUUAGGGCUCGAGGAGGAGCCGGCAACACCCUGGCGCAUCCGAUACCGUGAAUAUUUGAACCACCGGCUGCCGGAGACAGGCCAGUGGAUCUUCAAUGAGCCGAAAUUUGCCAGUUGGGAGAGAGGACAGUCUGAAGCCAACAUCCUCGCGAUCGAGGGGGGCAAUGGCUCCGGCAAGAGCUGUCUGGCCUCGGCCAUCAUCCAACAUUUUCUGCACAAGAAAUCAGCCACAGACAUGGGCCCCCGGGUUUCCACUGCGUAUUAUUUCUUCGAGGGGACAGCCCGAGACGCUGUGAAGAACGCAAGCAAUCUCGAGACCGCGGCCAAAUCCAUUGUCUGGCAGUUCGCCCAGGCCGAAAGGCACUAUAAAAAGUCAGUGGCGAGAAUCUGUACUGAGUCCCAGGUGAUCGACCCCUCCGCCAUCUCCGGCGACCUCCUGUUUGAAAACACCGAUCUGCUUGAUAUGAACGUCGUGUUCUAUAUUGUCAUCGACGGCCUGAGUGGUAAGAUGGGAGAAGGCAUGCUGCGCUUUCUGAAGCGCGCGUCCGCCGUAAAGCCGGGCAAACGUGUCCGAGUCCUCCUUACGGUCGAUUCGGAGUGUUCCCAGCAGUUGGCGACUGUGGAUGGUUUAUCUUUCCAUUCUAUCCCUAUUAGCUCCAAAAAUCGAUCUGAUGUGGAAAGGCUGAUCCGGUCGAGAAUGGAUUCCAUGCUCGCCUUGAGUGAUAAGACACGUCCCGAGAUUCCAGAGUUAAGGGCCAGGAUUUGCGACGAGCUCUAUCGAGCAACCACUGGUGACUAUUUCCGAAUCAACCUCGCCCUCGAUGAUAUCAGCAAGCGAGAGUAUAUUUCCGAUAUCUUGAAUGCCCUGAAGAACGCAAGCAACGGGCGCGCUACACAAAUCACAAAGGAAAUCGAAGGACUCAAUUACAACUGCUCUGAGACGGAAAUCUGUGAAAUAAAUACGAUCAUUCUCUGGAUUCGACGCUAUCGAGACCUCUUAACGGAAAGAAAAAUGACUGCGGCUCUAUAUGCGGAGGGUGGAGAAUCAUCCCUCCUGACGCUAGCGGGUAAGAUCAAGGAGAAGUACCCUCUGUUCAGGAUUACCAAUAGGGGCGACGUGACUUUCCGGGCUCCCGAAGUUGAGGAUUCCAUCCCCAACAAGCGCCAUUCUUCCCCUACGCAGGCGGAGGAGCAAGACAGCCAAGGGGCAGCAGUCACCCCGGGCGAGAUGGCUAUGGUCAAACAUUUCCUCUCUACGGUUUGUCCACGGGAGACAUAUAACAAGUUAGACUUGGACAAGUUCCUUGAAGGCAAAAAGCAGGAUCGGAGAAACCGAAUCUAUAAGGACGAUCUGCACAUUGAGGAGGCGAAGAUGGCGCUCACUUGCCUGCGCCUAAUCACGGGGGACAUAAAGCAACCAAGUGAAGACCUUUUAUCGUACGCGAGAAGCAAUUUCGCUCAACAUCUGUCCGCCGUCAAUUUGGCGCUCGUGGACAUUGAAUACAAGAGGACAUUUGGGCCCCACCUUGUCAAACUUUUCACCAACCACGCCUCUAUUGAUAUCGCACUGAACAAUAACGAGUUGCCUGGCCCCUCGGCAAAACAACGUCAAGUUGUCCGUCAGUUGAUGUUCAGCGAUACGACCGCCACACUCCUCUUUCACUGGUUUGGUGACAUGGCGGUCAUGUUGGAAGUCGACAAUGAAUCCAGGGAUUGGGUCACCGGUCUGCUUCAAACUAAGGACCACAGAGAGUUGCUGACGCCAGCUGCGAAGCGAAUGGCAACCCAUCUGGUGCAAGAACCCCAUUUCAUACCACUCACCCGGGAUGCCUUUCUCUUUCUCGCGGGCUUCCUCGAAAAGGUCAGCUACCUCUUGAUUUCGAUGGAAUGA
Penicillium argentinense is the source of this 2664-nucleotide messenger RNA. RefSeq lists its product as uncharacterized. The transcript has 2 exons. Bases 1 to 2664 code for a protein of 887 amino acids. The record is from RefSeq and is a predicted model, not a curated record. NCBI's taxonomy places the organism in Eukaryota, Fungi, Ascomycota, Eurotiomycetes, Eurotiales, Aspergillaceae.